Folsomia candida is the source of this 851-nucleotide messenger RNA. RefSeq lists its product as uncharacterized. Lineage: Eukaryota; Metazoa; Arthropoda; Collembola; Entomobryomorpha; Isotomidae. The record is from RefSeq and is a predicted model, not a curated record. Bases 108 to 629 code for a protein of 173 amino acids. The transcript has 3 exons.
CCCUACAGCUAAUUUAGUUAGAUACAUAAAUUGCAGGACAAAUAUUUUCCAAGCAAGUAGAGCAGAACGACUACGACACAUAUGUAGAAGUAUACAUCUCACAAAAAAUGGUGAGAAUUGGCCCCGAGUUUUGCAAACUUUUGAUUUUAAUAGGGUUAUUCAAUCUCCUCCAAAUUUGCACUGGGAGCAAAAAUGUUUCGGAAAUGGCAUCCACAAGUAGAUUUUCUCUGAUAAAAACUAAUUCAAACUUGACAAUGACAACUACAAGUCAACCACCAUUUCCACUACCGAUUCGGUUAAAUGGAACCUCGAAUAAUGGGACCCGGAGAAAGUUCGAUCCACCUGAAUCAACCCCAAUCCCCACAGUGAAUGAGGAAUGGGGGGGAAACUGUACCGACAAAGACUGGACAAAGUGCUCCCACCUAAAAACCUACUUCUCCUACUUUGUGGACAAGAACGACCCAGACAAGAAGGUGCAACAUCACGAAAUCGACUGCAAAAUUCAGCCCAUCAUCUGCCUCAAGAAUGGCUGGGUAGUGACAAGGUGUCAAAUUUUGUGUAUGGGCCGGUGCAACAAAGACCUCUUGUCAAAGUAUGACGACUAUGUAGAAAAAGAGGGACAGUGUUAAUUCCGUUCUACUUAAAAUAGAUUUUUUGAAAUUUUUACAUUCUAAAAAUUUUCAAAUUUAAAAUUUGACAUGAUUUCAUAAUAAUUUUUUCCAUAAGAAUUCUCCCAAAUUCUCACCUUGCCUCGUUCAAAUUCAUCUUUUUUUUACUUCAAUCCACCUCCAAUUUAAUAAUGCCUUUAUCAUUUAACGAAAUAAAAGAUGCUUUGCUUUCUCUUCAGCCUA